Molecule: messenger RNA, 5054 nt
Organism: Rattus norvegicus (Norway rat)
Lineage: Eukaryota; Metazoa; Chordata; Mammalia; Rodentia; Muridae
Source: RefSeq, a predicted model, not a curated record
UGGUUCUUUUUUUCAGAGCUGGGGACUGAACCCAGGGCCUUGCGCUUCCUAGGCAAGUGCUCUACCACUGAGCUAAAUCCCCAACCCCCUGAAUAUGAUUUUUAAAAGAAACUUCUGUAAUCUCUUCACUCCUCUAAGCUCUCGGUAACCUUUUUAUAAAUGUAUGAAACAUGAUGUGUGAUUCGAAAUUUAUGUUAGUAAUUAAGAUUGAACUGGAAUUAAAAGAAAAUCUUGCAAUUGCCACAGUCACAACUCUAGGUGAAAUUAGGGGUAGUCAGUGAUGAAACAGAUUUAUUCUCAAAGUUUACAACCUGUGUAAAGACGCAGAUGUGCCAGUCUAUGUUAAUGGCAUAACUGGAGACGGGAGGACUCUGUGGAGCCACAGCUUAGCUUGCUGCUGAACUCGAGGUUCACUGAAAGUCAUGUGUAUCAUCCUGGGACAGAUCUAAGCUUUAUGACAAUCCCUGUGACAGCACUGCAGGGAACUGGAGUACAUAUUCGACAUUCUCCUUCUUCUACUACUAUAAAAUUAGCAGUUUCUGUGGUCUGUGUUUCAGAGAGCUGAGCUCUCUUUCUUCUCUCCUGUUGCCACAGUCACCACCACAUUCAAUCCAUUCUCCAAAAUUUAUUUUACGCUUCACCAUCUCCAUCUCUAAUGCCUACAUUAGGCCACUAUGGCUCCUUGACAGGAUUACUGCAAUGAUUUUUGUCCUUGUCCAAGACAUUUAGUGUUGCAAGGUACAAUGCUUUAAGAGAAGUCUCUAAGGAGCUAAAAGACGGAUACUUUUUUUUUUUUUCCCGGAGCUGGGGACGGAACCCAGGGCCUUGCGCUUGGUAGGCAAGCGCUCCACCACUGAGCUAAAUCCCCAACCCUAAAAGACGGAUACUUAACGCAGUUUCUGUUUACUUACCAUGUUAGGCAAUCUCUUGAGGACACAAAGAUACAUGGGAUGUGUUUGCUAAAUAUCAAGUCUUUCUUCCAGCUGGCGUGGACUCUUUCAGUCUACAGAUUCUAUAAAAUACACUUUCCUCUUUUUCCUACAGACUUGAACAGUGCCUCCCAAGUGCUGGGAUUAGACCUACGAUCCCACAUGAAGAGCCUUAAACUCUCAUCUUUUUAAAUGAGGUUAUAGGAACUGGAGAGUCGACAAGCUCGCUGAUCUUGUAGAGGACCCACAUUCAGUUCCCAGCACCUAUAUGGCAGCUCACACUGUAACUACUCCAGCACCAGGCAUGCACCAUGCUGCACAUGCAUACAUACGUGGGCAAAACACUCAUACACCUAAAAAUUAAUCUUUAAAACAAUUUCAUAAAAAAAGCAUUUAUCUUGGAAGGUUGUUAAUCUGUAACGAUAAUUCUUUGUACACUGUCACCUUCCAUCAGAUAGUUUUGUGUGUGAACUGAGGAUUGCUAGACUAUUGGUUAGAUUGUUUGGUAUUUAUUUGUUUGUUUGUUUAUUUAUUUAUUUAUUUAUUUAUUAUUUUCUGAGACAGGGUCUCUUUGUGUAUUCUUGGUUGUCCAGGAAUUUGCUCUGUAGACCAGACUGGCUCAAACUCAGAGAUAGGCCUGCCUCUACCUCUCGAGUGCUGGGAUUAAACCUGUCUGCCAUCACCGCUUGGUUGUUUGUUUUUUAAAGACAGGGCUUCAGGUAAUAGAGGCUGGUCUUGAAUUCCUCCGGAAGGUUUUGUGGCUAACUUCCAAGGGCUGAGAUUACAGGCUCCUAAACACUCCUUGGAAACAGGUGAGGAAGUAGAGGAACCGGGAGGAAAGACUGUGGAUUCAUUGCUGAGGAGGUAAGAUUUGGUCGGGAAUGUUAGACUAGACGGUCUUAAAGCUCAAGUUAGAUUUAUAAACCUAGGAGACUACCUUGUACCUAUUUCCCCUCCCUGGUCCUCCUAGCCCGGCAGAGUCACUUCCGGGAGGAGGCGGGGGAAACAAGAGGAGGCGUGCCGGGAAGGAGGUAGUUUGUGGUGCACCAGGCGGAAGUGUGCCAAGUAUACAGGCGACCGCUUCCGGUCUGGAGAAGCUCUGCUUAGGUUCGCUGCGUGGUUUGUGUCAUGCGGAGGUAGGCCUUUGAGAGCAAGGCGGGAGGUGUGGAAGCAAGAACCCGCAUCCGGACUCUAGAGUCUGGGAUUCUGGCGGGAAGACAAGACAAAAAGGAGCCAGGAACCUGAAAACGACCUAUCCGCUGUUUCCGAGGGGGCAACUUCCACGAGGAACCCCACCCCCCCCACCCCUUCCCUGGUAACGGCCAGAAAAGAGGAGAUGGCGCCAGUCAGGGAGCGGCUGUGGCCGAGACAGUGAGGACGCUUGAAGGCAGAGCAAGCGGAAGCCUUGGGAGAAGUAUCGGACUCUUCGCUGUCAUCGCCGCCGCUUCCACCACCAUGGAAGGAGCCAAGCCAACCUUGCAGCUCGUGUACCAGGCGGUGCAGGCGCUUUACCACGACCCAGAUCCCAGCGGAAAGGAGCGCGCCUCGUUUUGGCUUGGGGAGCUGCAACGUUCGGUUCAUGCGUGGGAGAUUUCUGAUCAAUUGUUACAGAUCCGACAGGAUGUGGAAUCAUGCUAUUUCGCUGCCCAGACCAUGAAAAUGAAGAUUCAGACCUCAUUUUAUGAGCUUCCCACAGACUCCCAUGCUUCUUUAAGGGACUCAUUGCUAACUCAUAUUCAGAACUUGAAAGACUUGUCACCUGUCAUUGUAACACAGCUGGCUUUAGCAAUAGCAGACCUUGCCCUACAGAUGCCUUCUUGGAAGGGAUGCGUACAAACAUUGGUAGAAAAAUAUAGCAAUGAUGUAACUUCUUUGCCUUUUUUGCUGGAAAUCCUUACAGUGUUACCUGAAGAAGUACACAGUCGUUCCUUGCGGAUUGGAGCCAACAGGCGCACAGAAAUUAUAGAAGACUUAGCCUUCUACUCUAGUACAGUGGUUUCUUUAUUGAUGACAUGUGUAGAGAAAGCAGGAACUGACGAGAAGAUGCUUAUGAAGGUCUUCCGAUGUUUGGGAAGUUGGUUUAACUUGGGAGUUUUGGACAGUAACUUCAUGGCUAAUAAUAAGUUAUUAGCACUCCUUUUUGAGGUUUUGCAACAAGAUAAGACCUCAUCUAACCUACACGAAGCUGCUUCUGACUGUGUGUGCUCCGCUCUCUAUGCUAUUGAAAAUGUAGAGACUAACUUGCCAUUGGCCAUGCAGCUUUUUCAGGGCGUCCUGACACUGGAGACUGCCUAUCAUAUGGCUGUGGCACGGGAAGAUUUAGACAAAGUUCUGAAUUACUGCCGUAUCUUCACCGAACUAUGUGAAACUUUUCUGGAAAAAAUUGUCUGUACUCCAGGCCAAGGUCUGGGAGAUCUUCGAACUUUGGAAUUGCUUCUUAUCUGCGCAGGCCACCCUCAGUAUGAGGUAGUAGAAAUUUCCUUUAACUUUUGGUACCGGCUAGGAGAACAUUUAUACAAAACCAAUGAUGAAGUUAUUCACAGCAUCUUCAAAGCAUAUAUUCAGAGGCUGCUUCAUGCCUUGGCUCGACACUGCCAGUUGGAACCAGACCAUGAAGGAGUUCCUGAAGAGACUGAUGACUUUGGGGAGUUUCGAAUGAGAGUGUCAGACCUGGUGAAGGACUUGAUUUUCUUGAUUGGAUCUAUGGAGUGCUUUGCUCAGUUGUACUCUACUCUGAAGGAAGGCAAUCCACCCUGGGAGGUGACAGAAGCGGUCCUCUUUAUCAUGGCUGCUAUAGCAAAGAGUGUUGAUCCGGAGAACAAUCCUACACUCGUGGAGGUACUGGAGGGAGUUGUCCAUCUCCCAGAGACUGUGCACACAGCUGUGCGCUACACCAGCAUUGAGUUGGUUGGUGAAAUGAGUGAAGUGGUGGACCGAAAUCCUCAGUUUCUGGAUCCUGUAUUGGGCUAUUUGAUGAAAGGCCUGUGUGAAAAGCCUCUGGCUUCUGCUGCAGCCAAAGCCAUUCAUAACAUUUGUUCCGUUUGUCGGGAUCAUAUGGCUCAGCACUUUAAUGGACUCCUAGAAAUUGCCCACUCCCUUGAUUCUUUCAUGUUGUCUCCUGAAGCCGCUGUGGGUUUGCUAAAAGGAACAGCUCUUGUCCUAGCAAGACUACCUUUGGAUAAGAUCACUGAAUGUCUUAGUGAGUUAUGUUCUGUUCAGGUUAUGGCAUUGAAAAAGCUGUUGUCUCAGGAGCCCAGCAAUGGCAUUUCUUCAGAUCCCACUGUCUUCUUAGAUCGCCUGGCAGUAAUAUUUAGACACACCAAUCCUAUUGUAGAAAAUGGACAGACUCAUCCAUGCCAAAAAGUCAUCCAGGAAAUAUGGCCAGUUUUGUCUGAGACUCUGAAUAAGCAUCGAGCUGACAAUCGGAUUGUAGAGCGUUGUUGUAGAUGCCUGCGCUUUGCGGUUCGCUGUGUAGGCAAAGGAUCUGCAGCCCUGUUACAGCCACUAGUCACACAGAUGGUGAAUGUGUACCAUGUACAUCAGCAUUCCUGUUUCCUGUAUCUUGGCAGUAUACUUGUGGAUGAGUACGGCAUGGAGGAAGGCUGUCGGCAGGGAUUAUUAGACAUGCUCCAGGCGCUAUGCAUUCCCACCUUUCAGCUCCUAGAACAGCAGAAUGGCCUCCAGAAUCACCCCGACACUGUAGAUGACCUGUUCAGGUUAGCCACCCGCCCAAGAUCCCAACCCAAAGAGUGGUGCCACCCACAGUGUGUGGGUCUUCCCACUUCAGUUAACCUAAUCAAGAUAAUCCCCCACAGGAAUGCCCAGAAUCCUGUCUCCCAGGUGAUUAUAGAUCUCAUUGAGUUGAAAUUGAGAUUAACCAUUUCACUGCCCACCUCACACCUUUUUAUAAAUAAGAGUUCACAGCACAAUUCAGUGAAAAGUGUGGUUUAUCUCUUUGUUUUGUUGUCCUGGUAUGUACAACCCUGUACACACACACACACACACACACACACACACACACACACGCACACACACACGCACACACACACUCUCUCUCUCUCUCUCUCUCUCUCUCUUUCUCUCUCUCCUCCAGAGUGGCCCAUUUAUUAAAAUUCAUUCUCUAAC